Penicillium atrosanguineum is the source of this 2214-nucleotide messenger RNA. RefSeq lists its product as uncharacterized. The coding region runs from base 1 to 2214 and encodes 737 amino acids. The transcript is spliced from 4 exons. Lineage: Eukaryota; Fungi; Ascomycota; Eurotiomycetes; Eurotiales; Aspergillaceae. The record is from RefSeq and is a predicted model, not a curated record. Gene Ontology annotation, molecular function: actin binding. Gene Ontology annotation, biological process: actin cytoskeleton organization.
AUGGCUGCGUUGGUUCAAACGAUUCCGCAACACACUAGUACGGUACCGGUGCUCCAGACGCGUCCUUCCUCCUCCUCAGGCACCUUCGCCUCUUCAUCACAGACCCAGGCCUCCCGUUAUCAGAAUAUGUCGUGGAGCUCCCUCAAUGCUGGCAAUUCGGGUUCCUAUCGAACUAGUCAACCGAUCGUGGCUCCCUACGCCUUCGCUCCAAACCUGGGUCAUCCUUCAAGCCCCCAACAACAUCGACAGUCGUGGUCCCCUCAUCUCCGGCCCGAACACCGCACAUUUUCCGCCCCUACUGUUGCUCAAGGGCCAAUGAUGCCUUACGGGGCUACUCCUCGAGUCGCCCACCCUGCAGCUGGUUCUGUAUCGAAUACUUCCUCUUCUACCCCAUCUUUUCAUUCCUAUGUUUCCAAGGACGACAGUGCGAUCCCCUCUAGGAAACCGAGGGGUGACCAGCCUCUUCGUCCUCUUUCCACCGCCAACCUCCCCUCUCCCCCCGUCAUGAAUAUCUCCUCGCCCACCGGGUCUGCCAAACCUUCCCCAAAUCGAUAUCGUCGGCCCCAGCGUGCGGAGGGUGCACGCGAUCAGUCACCCGCACCCAUCUCGGCACCGGCAUCGGCAUCGCCUGCUGAGGAGAAGACGACCGCACCUCUGCCUGUUCGACCUGCUCUCCGAUCAGCUCACAAUCGCGUGUCAAGCGUAGAUGGUGUCUCUCAUGCAGAGAAGGUGGCCCCGGAGCGAUACCGUCGACGGAGUUUGGGCAACAUGGACCCUGCAGCUAUUCCCGCCCUGCAGCUUCAGCUACCCACCACCUCUUCAUCACCGCCUCAAUCGGGCUCAUACGACUUCAUUUCGUUCGACUCGAAUCCCCGGCCGCACUCAUCCCACUCCCGUCGGGAUAGCUCAGGGAGCAACCACUCGCGGCAUUCUUCUGGCUCUUCGGCUCGAGCCGGGUCCCCGGAUUCCAGUUCCGUGACCAGCAAAACCGGAAAGUCCGACGAGAAGAGAACUAGCAAGCCUUCGCCCCUUUCCCAACCAGCAGCCACAUCCCCCGACUCGCCUACAAAUGAAACCGAAGAAACCCACACUACGUCCUCCUCGCCACCGUUAGACUCCCCUGCAGCCAGGCGUCUGGCUGAGCUGAAGAAUGGCGCCAACCGCCCCGGGAAGUCGCGCUUGAGGCGUGCUUUCUCGUUUGGUAGCGCUUCCGAGCUUUUGAAGAAUUCCGGGGAGAGUCGUGCCGCCAAGCGAGAAGCCCUCGCUGCGGAGAAACUUCGUCAAGAAGCGUUGCUGGAGGAAUUGGGACCGGAACAGGCUGCCAUUGCCAUGCAACAAGAAGAGAGCGGUCUUGGUGAAAGCAUCUAUUCUCAUCAGGGUGGACUUUUCUCUCGAUCUACUGAUGCUCUCUCAGUAUCAUCUACGGCAUCAUCGGCGUCUAUGAUGCUCCGAAAAAUGGGCAAAGGCAUGAAGAAGGGUGGUCGAUCUCUCGUUGGCAUGUUCCGUACCAAGUCAGUUGCUAGUAUCAACUCGAUUGAAGGUGCAGCUGAGCCGAUAGCCGCUCCUCAAAUCACCGUUGUCAAUGUUGAAAGAGACGAUGGCGAGAGCGUUGCCGUGAAUGCCGAUCUGCAGGAAAUGCCUCGUGGUGGCACUGUCUUCCCCAGGGUGGAGGGAUCAGAUGUUCGUCGGUCCGCUUCCAUCCGGGAAAGGACCAUGUCGGAUGCCUCCCAGACGCGUAAGAGCAUCGUGGGAAGCGACCGUGAGCGGGCGGAGAUCCUUGCAGCCGUCCGCAAGGGCAUUCUGAAGAAAACCCAUUCCGACCUUGCAGUUCCCUCGAUCGCCAAUGCGCUCGCCGCCGAUUCGCCGCAUUCCAGUGCCCCGACCACGCCCGAUGAAUCGACACGGCCUCGCCCGAACGAUCACGUGAAGAUUGAGGGAGAGGACUACUUCCUUACCGAGAGCGGACGCUACACUGGUACGGAUGCGAAGAGUGCUCCGAUCACUCCUUCUAGUGUUGGACGGAACAUUGCCUUCAGCCCUCGCAUCCAAUUCCACGACACCUGGCCUCCUGGCGAGUACGACCGCCGUGGAGACAUCGCUACCUGCAAUCGCCUGACUCCUCUGCUCGCUCAGCAGAUUCGGGAGGAGAUUAACAAUUUCAAGAUGGAGAUGGAGGUUCAUGAAAACUCCAAGAUCUACACGCACUUCAUUUGA